AUGGGGCCGCUUUGGACGGUGGGGCUGCAGGCGCUGCAGACGCGCCUCGAUACGCCUGCGAUCCCGUGGAAGGCGCUCGUGAAUGCGCUUCUGUGGGGCGUGUAUGUGUUUGAGACGUAUGUGUCGUGGCGGCAGUACCGGAUGUAUAGUCGGACGGCGCCGCCACCGGCGCUGGCGGGCCACGUCAGCGCGGACGAUUUCCGCAAGAGCCAGCGGUAUGGGCGAGACAAGAUGCGCUUUUCGAUGGUGUCUGAUGCGGUGAUGCAUGUGGUGAGCCUCGUGAGUGUGAACUACAAUGCGAGUGCGCACAUGUGGGGCUGGGGCGGUGAGCUGCUCCGCUGGCUGCGUGUGGCGCCGAGUGAGCAGGCGCUGUCGGCUGCGCACAUGCUGGUGACGACGGUUUGUUACUUGCCGCUCAAGCUGGUGCUGGAGGCGUAUCGUGCGUUUGUGAUUGAGGCGCGGCAUGGCUUUAACAAGCAGACGUGGGGCACGUUUGGCAUGGAUCACGUCAAGCAGCUGCUGCUGAGUGUGGUGCUGGGUGCGCCGCUCGUGGCGCUGUUGGUGAGUGUGAUUCGAUGGGCGGGCGAUGCGUUUGUGGUGUACACGGUGCUGCUCGUGCUGGCCGUGACGCUGUUUGGCUCGGUGAUCUUCCCGACGUUCAUUCAGCCGCUGUUCAACACGUUGACGCCCGUGCCGGAGGGCCGCCUGCGGGACCGCGUCACGGCGCUGGCGACGUCGCUGCGCUUCCCGCUCAAGCACCUGUACGUCAUUGACGGGAGCAAGCGGAGUAGUCACUCGAAUGCGUACUUUUACGGGGUCGUGCCGGGUGGCAGCAAGCACAUUGUGCUGUACGACACGCUGAUCGAGCACUCGACGCCCGCGGAGAUUGAGGCGGUGCUUGCGCACGAGCUGGGGCACUGGUCGUACUCGCACCCCGUCAAGAUGAUGGCCGUGUCGUACGUGCAGAUCGCCGCGCUGCUGACGCUCUUUACCGCGUUCAUCCACAAUGCGUCGCUCUAUGAGGCGUUUGGCUUCCACGGACCGCCGCUGCCCGUGUGGAUCGGCCUCGAGCUGUUCAGUCUCGUGCUGCAUCCGCUCGAUGCGCUGCUGCAGUUUGGCAUGCACGCCAUGACGCGCCAGAUGGAGUAUGCCGCAGAUGCGUUCGCGGUGCGUCUGCCGCGGCCGCAGGGCGCCGACGACGGCAAGACGUACCAGGAGCUGCUGCAGUCCUCGCUCAUCAAGCUGCAGGUGCACAAUCUGUCGACGAUGCACCAUGACGCACUCUUCAGUGCGUACCACCAUAGUCACCCGACGCUGCCCGAGCGCCUCGCGGCGAUCGAGCGCGCCGCCAAAACCGACUAG
Molecule: messenger RNA, 1362 nt
Organism: Malassezia restricta
Lineage: Eukaryota; Fungi; Basidiomycota; Malasseziomycetes; Malasseziales; Malasseziaceae
Product: STE24 endopeptidase
Exons: 1
Coding region: 1-1362 (453 amino acids)
Biological process (GO): CAAX-box protein processing
Cellular component (GO): endoplasmic reticulum membrane
Molecular function (GO): metalloendopeptidase activity
Source: RefSeq, a predicted model, not a curated record